UACAGAUAUCAGAGAGCUGAUGAUAUUCCUCCAGUUAUGUAUAGAUAUCAGCAUAGGGAAGACAUUAAUCCAGUAACAUUUAGAGGUCAACGAAUUGAAGAUACCACUCCAGUUGCACAUGCAGCUCAGUGGACACAUUUCGAAAAUUUUACACGAAGUACCUCAACGCAAACAUCGCCGGCGCAACUCUCCCGAAGUGACGUGUUUGUAUAUUUGUAAAUUUCUUUCGAGCAAAGCUCAAAUAUUGUUCGUUCAAACUUCACGAACCGUGAAGAAAUAGAUUAAAACCUCGCUUUAAGAGCCACGAUCGCGAUCAAAUGACGCAUGUCUUUUGACUCGAACCAGCACGGAAAUGACAGCUCGAAUUUAACGGCGAAUUUGACCAAAAGAAAAGGGAAAAAAUCCGAUCGAAACGGCCAGUAUUCGAACGGUGCUCACCUCCCUGACGUUCAAAUGGUCCCUAAAAUUCGUGUGGUUUCGGGCGGCUAUGAACCGGUCACUGUCAUCCAAGAGGACCGAUCUGCUAGUGAUCUUGAAAAUGGCGAUGCUUUUGCCCAAACAGACGAACAUCAGCUUGAAAAUGGCCAUUUAGUUGAACAAAAUUUUGAAAAUGAAAUUGGUGAUGCGAAAGCCAAGGAAGAAACUUCUUUUACUAUAGCUUUUGAAGUUUUGAUACCGUUUCUCAUAGCUGGUUUAGGCACUGUUGGUGCCGGAUUAUUAUUGGAUAAAGUACAGGUAUAAAUAUUUAUGAUAUUGUAUGAAUUUAAUAUACCUCUGUAAAAUCCGCCGAUGAGAAAAGUUGAAAAUUUUUUUAUGUUGACUCAUUUUAUUUAAUUGGUUAAUAUCCAAUAAUUAAAAUUGGAAUUAUUGCUAGGCCCAUGGUCUCUAUUUGACAAUCGAGGGACUGUUGACAAGUAGAAUUUAUCUGGCUUCACAGACGUACGGGAGAGGGUUAGCUCAGAAUGUGUGAUUAAAAUAGAUCUGACAAAUCUGGCUAAGGGCCUGUUCAUAUGACCUCGGCUGACUUGCAAGUGGCAGUAUUUCUGCUGUCUAGAAGGAAAGGGGAGAAAACAUUGUUUCUGAUAAUCGUAAGUGUAUUUAGGACAUCUGAAGCGGGUAGCGGGCUUAACUUCCAAUUUCCUCCGUGGGGGCGGUAUGGAUGUUUUCUGGAAUGAUCCAGUAUGUUAAAGUUCGAUGCAGUAAACAUAAUGCACACAUUCUAUUUUUUAGCAUGACGAUGUAUUUGAACAAAUUAGCGAGAUCUUUAUCUUGGUCCCUGCACUUCUUGGUUUGAAAGGAAAUCUUGAAAUGACACUCGCUUCUCGACUUUCAACUGCUGUAAGUUUGAACUAAACUCAAUAUACCAGAGAAUAUUUUUUUGAAUGAAUGAAUGAACGAAUGACUUUAUUUCAUGAACUAAAGUCGUUCAUUCCUAGAUAAUUUUCCUUGUUUGCUUUCGUAAUUUUCUUGGAAAUGUUUUUGUUAGGCAAAUGUUGGAAGUAUUGACAGCAAAUCUGAGCAAUGGAAAUUAAUAACUGGAAACAUGGUUUUAAUUCAGGUAUGUAAGACAAUUAACAAUUAUUGAAUGAGGUUGAGCACAAUAUGAAGAAUUAUCAAGCCC
Messenger RNA from Paramuricea clavata, 1621 nucleotides. The record is from the annotation of a GenBank genome assembly. NCBI's taxonomy places the organism in Eukaryota, Metazoa, Cnidaria, Anthozoa, Malacalcyonacea, Plexauridae.